CUCUUCCGGUGUGGCGCUGUCUGCUGUGGGUUCGGUGCCGCCAUGGCCAAGUCCAAGAACCACACCACGCACAAUCAGUCCCGUAAGUGGCACAGAAAUGGCAUCAAGAAGCCCAGAUCCCAUAGAUAUGAGUCUCUCAAAGGGGUUGAUCCCAAAUUUCUGAGGAACAUGAGAUUUGCCAAGAAACACAACAAGAAGGGGCUGAAGAAGAUGCAAGCCAACAAUGCCAAGCAGGCAGCUCUACAGAAAAAGGACUGACCUGGUUUAAGGCAAAGAACCAGUUUGCCUUUUAGCAUGUAUGUUUAAAGCAUUUUUGUACAAAUAAAAUUGGACACAACAAAAUUUUCACCUCCUGAAUUUGAGGAGAACCCUCAAAAGUGCCUUGAGUUUUAUUGUAAAUGACAGUUGUGUGUCAUCCCAUCUGCAUGUAGUGACCAGUGCGUGGUUUUGUUCCCUGUCAGAUGAGCUGCAGAGGUUAUGUGUUGAUUUUCUCAGUCUCCACAAGUCCUAGAUAGAGCAGCUGCUCCUUCCUCAGUACUGUUUUACUGCAAUUGUUGGUGUAGACUGUGAACAUCUCACAGCUGUUUUCAAUUUGUGAAACUGUUACUGGGCGAAGCUUUAAAAUACAAGCAAGCAGCAAUAUUUUGAAUCAUACAGGCUCUUAGAUGACAGUAUUCAGUAUAGGUAGAACUGGUUUUGAUAAUGGAUGUGUGUUCAAAGCUGUCUCAUGCUGUGAUUUGUGCAGCAGUUCUUAGUGCUGUUAGAGCACAGCCAGACUUUGAGGGCUGUUCCUUACACGCCCUCUGCAUUACUAUUCAAGUCAGGUAGCUACAGCAAUGGAAAUCCUGGAAAAUCAGGAAGAGUACUGAGUGUUAACUGCAGUGUGAGAGAUCAUAGCAAUUAAUAGCAGUAGUAUGUGUUGUCUUUUAAAAUGCUUCAAGUAAUAAAGUGUUAAAAGGGU
This is a messenger RNA of Gallus gallus (chicken), 961 nucleotides long. It is a transcript of the gene RPL29, whose product is annotated as ribosomal protein L29. The record is from RefSeq and is marked validated. Lineage: Eukaryota; Metazoa; Chordata; Aves; Galliformes; Phasianidae. Gene Ontology annotation, cellular component: cytosolic large ribosomal subunit; ribosome. Gene Ontology annotation, molecular function: structural constituent of ribosome. Gene Ontology annotation, biological process: cytoplasmic translation.